Messenger RNA from Trichomonas vaginalis G3, 1518 nucleotides. Its product is annotated as RNA secondary structure unwinding. The coding region runs from base 1 to 1518 and encodes 505 amino acids. Lineage: Eukaryota; Parabasalia; Trichomonadida; Trichomonadidae. The transcript has a single exon. Gene Ontology annotation, molecular function: ATP binding; nucleic acid binding. The record is from RefSeq and is a predicted model, not a curated record.
AUGGAAAAAGAUCCUCUUGAUGACUUCUUUGAUGGACUAGAUGCCAACACAGAAGCAAAAGCAGGUGAUUUUUCUAGUAGUGACUCAGAUGAUGCCGAAAAAAAAUCAAAAUCUUUCAUUACACCAGGUGAAUUUGAAGAUGAUGAAGGAAACAAAAAUCAAAAUGACGAUGAAGAGCCAGAAUAUGUAUUACCACCAGACCAUUCAAAAAUCACAUACCCUCCAUUCAAAAGAAAUACAACAUUCGAACAAUUAAAAGAUUAUUAUCUCGAUAAAGCAGACGAAGAAGAAUAUAAAGCAAUAAAUGAGAUCAAAGUCAUCGGCUGUGAAAUAUCUCCUGUAUUAUCAUUCGAACCUUACAUUGAAAAUCGUCCAGAAUUAGAAAAUUUCUUCAAAGACCACUCAAUUAACAAGCCAACACCAGUUCAAGCUCAAGUUUUACCAAUAGCAAUAAAUGGAAACAAUUUAAUUGUUGUUUCUCCAACAGGAACCGGCAAAACUCUUUGUUUUUUAAUUCCAUUAUUGUAUCAUGUCCUCGCGCAAGGGAAACAAGAAGGUCCAACAGCAUUAAUACUUUCUCCCACCGAAUUACUUGCACGCCAAACUACUUUAGUUUGUCAUCAAUUGAUUAAAUCAACUGAUAUCAAAUGUGUUGAGCUAACUGGCAACCAAAUGAAGCACAAGCAGCAAUCAUCACUUAUGAAAGGUGCAGACGUCAUAAUAGGAACACCAGGAAGACUCAUGAACUUUCUAAAAACCGUAAAUUGGCAAUUUUGUACUUAUGUUGUUGUAGAUGAAGCAGAUCGAAUCUUUGAGACGGGAUUUCUUCGUCAAUUGCGUUCCAUCAUGGACUACAUAAGGCCGGACAGACAGACACUUCUCUUUGGUGCAACGCUGCCUCCUCAAAUUGAAGAAUUAUCAAUGAAUUCAUUGAAGUUUUCAACACGAGUUCAAAUUGGAAAAACAGGAGCUCCUCAAUCGAAUAUCGAACAUAACUUUGUGAUCUUUGAUGAUCCGGCGAAGAAGAGAGAAUGGAUCAAAGAGAAUCUCUUAAAACUUCCAGAUGGUUUAGUUCUUUUAUUCGUAAAAGAUAAAAAUUUCUGUGAUACUUUAUACGGAAUUUUGAAAAAAAUUACGAAUUUGAUUACAUUAGUUCAUGGAAAUAUGGAUGCAAAUCAAAGAACAGCAGCCUUUAACAAGUUCAGGAAAGGAGAAUGUCGAUUCCUCAUUGCAACAGAAAUUGCAGCAAGAGGUGUUGACAUAGAAAACAUCAACUGUGUUGUGAAUGUUGAUAUCCCAGAACAACCAGAAAGUUACAUUCACAGAGUUGGAAGAACAGCUCGAGCAGGAAGAAGUGGAACAGCUUUCACGCUGUUGACACCAAGAGAUAUUGAUUCUGCAAGUAAAUUACUUCAUCACUUCUUACUAACAGGAAUUGACCCUCCAGAAUCAUUGAUUGAAUUUGUUGAAAACGUUCAGAACAAUCAACAACAGAUGAAAACUCCAUUCGACGAAUAA